GGAACGCAGAUCAACAAUAGAUGAUGUACUGGUACAACGCAUUAGCAUACGGACUCAUUCGUCUGGUCCGUCAAGGGUAAGAUCCGUCCAAGGUUGCAGCUUGACAGUAUGGAAGAGGACAGUCCGGAAGAGUUUCUUGCGGAGUUCAAGGAGAAACAUCUAGGUGCUUGGGGAAUUGUCCAGAUAACUGCUGGCACAGGGCUAGCUGUCUAUGCCAUGUGGGCAGGGGUUCUCAUGCCGGGAUUUCGAAAAGUCCCUCUGAGGUUACAGGUGCCCUAUCUCCCCGCCAGCAAGAAACAAGUGCGGAAUGUGAUGGCACUGCUGAGUGGUCGACAUGGUAACCUUGUGGACUUGGGCUCCGGUGAUGGCAGGAUUGUGCUGGAAGCACACAAACACGGCUUUGGUCCCACAGUAGGAUACGAACUCAACCCCUGGUUAGUUCGUCUAGCUAACUUCCACGCAUGGAGAGCAGGCCAUUAUGGGAAGGUGUCGUAUCGGCAGGAAGACCUCUGGAAGGUGGACCUUACUGAGUGUAAGAAUGUUACUGUGUUUUUGGCCCCCAGCGUGCUCUCUUUAUUGCAGGAGAAGAUGGAGGCUGAGCUUCCAGAUGACGCCCUGGUCGUAGCCGGUAGGUUUCCCUUCACUGAGUGGACUCCAUGCAGGAUUGAAGGAGAUGGUGUCGACAGAGCUUGGGCCUAUACCAUGCAGGCCCAAAGACUGCCAGCAGGGAGUGCUGUGCUACCUAUACCUAAAGAGUUGAAAUCACCAGUUUGAACUGAAAGUGAGAGAACCAAGUAACUGUCUGGACCAGGAAGACAUGAGACAUAAGCAUGAGCGUUUGUAUGAUGGAAGAAACCAUUGGUAGUCUGAGGAGGAGGGACAAAACAUUUUCAUCUACAUGGGUUGACACAAGUUGCUGACUGAGACCCACUCCUCACAAUGUUGAAUUGGUAGUUAGUGACCUUUUCUCAAUUGGAUUUUCUCAAUUCCUUGCCUCCGUCAUCUCCUCGCCUUUUGAAAACAACAGCUGUUUCAAAGGGGGUGUGGUUGAUUUCAAAACUCUUCGUGAUAGGAAUUGAGAAAAGACCAGGGAGUGAGAUGCCGUCUGAGUAUAUGAACCUGUCAACAGAUAAACUACCAAGCACAUGGUACAAUCCAGACAUCUUUAAAAACCAUACCUCUUCCACAUUUUGUUACGUUACAGCCUUAUUCUAAAAUGGAUUAAAUAAAAACAUAUCCUCUUCAAUCUACACACAAUACCCCAUAAAGACAAAGCAAAAACAGGUUUUAGAAAUUUUAGCAAAUUUAUUCAAAAUAAAAAACCAGAUACCUUAUAAACAUAAGUGUUCAGUCCCUUUCCUAGGAAACAUGAAAUUGAGCAAAGGUGCAUCUUGUGUCCAUUGAUCAUCCCUGAGAUGUUUCUACAUCUUGAUUGGAGUCGACCUGUGGUAAAUUCAAUUGAUUGGACAUGAUUUGGAAAGGUACACACCCGUCAAUUAACUCAAAAAAAGAAACAUCCUCUCACGGUCAACUGCAUUUAUUUUUUAGCAAACUUAACAUGUGUAUGUAUAAAUAUUUGUAUGAACAUAACAAUAUUCAACAACUGAGACAAACUGAACAAGUUCCAAAGACAUGUGACUAACAUAAAUGGAAUAAUGAGAUCCGGGCUCUUCGCUGGCCAUGGCAGAACACUGACAUUCCUGUCUUGCAGGAAAUCACACACAGAAUGAGCAGUAUGGCUGGUGGCAUUGUCAUGCUGGAGGGUCAUGUCAGGAUGAGCCUGCAGGAAGGGUACCACAUGAGGGAGGAGGAUGUCUUCCCUGUAACACACAGUGUGAAGUUUUCAUGCAAUGACAACAAGCUCAAUCCGACGAUGCUGUGACACACCGCCCCAGACCAUGACGGACCCUCCACCACCAAAUCGAUCCCGCUCCAGAGUAUAGGCCUCGGUGUAACGCUCAUUCCUUCGACGUUAAACCCGAAUCCGACCAUCACCCCUGGUGAGACAAAACCAUGACUUGUCAGUGAAGAGGGCAGCAGGUAGCCUAGUGGUUAGAUCAUUGGACUAGUAACCGAAAGGUUGCAAGAUCGAAUCCCCGGGCUGACAAGGUAAAAACCUGUCGUUCUGCUCUGAACAAGGCAGUUAACCCACUGUUCUUAGGCCGUCAUUGAAUAUAAGAAUUUCUUCUUAACUGACUUGCCUAGUAAAAAAAUUAAAAAUAACACUUUUUGCCAGUCCUGUCUGGUCCAGCGGCAGUGGGUUUGUGCCCAUAGGCGACGUCGUUGCCGGUGAUGUUUGGUGAGGACCUGCCUUACAACAGGCCUUCAAGUCCUCAGUCCAGUCUCGCAGCAUAUUGCGGACAGUCUGAGCACUGAUGGAGGGAUUGUGCGUUCCUGGUGUAACUCGGGCAGUUGUUGUUGCCAUCCUGUACCUGCCCACAGGUGUGAUGUUUGGGUGUACCGAUCCUGUGCAGGUGUUGUUACACGUGGUCUGCAAUUUAUUGCCCUGGCCACAUCUGCAGUCCUCAUGCCUCUUUGCAGCAUGCCUAAGGCACAUUCACGCAGAUGAGCAGGGAACCUGGGUAUCUUUCUUUUGGUGUUUUUCAGAUCAGGAGAAAGGCUUCUUUAGUGUCCUAGGUUUUUGUAACUGUGACCUUAAUUGCCUACUGUCUGUAAGCUGUUAAUGUCUUUAAUGACCGUUCCACAGGUGCAUGUUCAUUAAUUGAUUAUGGUUCAUUGAACAAGCAUGGGAAACAGUGAUUAAACCUUUUACAAUGAAGAUCUGUGAGGUUAUUUGGAUUUUUACUAAUUAUCUUUGAAAGACAGGGUCCUGAAAAAGGGACAUUUCUUUUUUUGCUGAGUUUAUAAGGUCCCACAGUUGACAGUGCAUGUUAAAGAAAAAAAACAAGCCAUGAGGUCAAAGGAAUUAUCCGUAGUGCUCUGAGACAGGAUUGUGUCGAGGUACAGAUCUGGGGAAGGGUACCAAAACAUUUCUACAGCAUUGAAGGUCCCAAAGAACACAGUGGCCGCCAUCAUUCUUAAAUAGAAUAAGUUUGGAACCCCCAAGACUCUUCCUAGAACUGAGCCAUCGGGGAGAAGGGCCUUGGUCAGGGAGGUGACCAAGAACCCAAUGGUCACUCUGACAGAACUCCAGAGUUCGUCUGUGGAGAUGGGAGAACCUUCCAGAAGGACAACCCCUGCAGCACUCCACCAAUCAGGCCUUUAUGGUAGAGUGGUCAGAUAGGAGCCACUCCUCAUUAAAAGGCACAUGACAGCCUGCUUGGAGUUUACUAAAAGGCAUCUAAAGACUCUCAGACCAUGAGAAACAAGAUUAUCUGGUCUGAUGAAACCAAGAUUUAACUCUUUGACCUGAAUGCCAAGCAUCACAUCUGGAGGAAACCUGGCACCAUCCCUACGGUGAAGCAUGGUGAUGGCAGAAUCAUGCUGUGGGGAUGUUUUUCAGCGACUGUGAGACUAGUCUGGACCAAGGGGAAAGAUGAACGGAGCAAAGUACAGAAAUCCUUGAUGAAAAUCUGCUCCAGAGCGCUCAGGACCUCAGACUGGAGCGAAGGUUCACCUUCCAAAAGGACAACGACCAGCCAAGACAACGCAGGAGUAGCUUUGGGACAAGUCUCUGAAUGUCCAUGAGUGGCCCAUCCGGAGCCCAGACUUGAACCCGAUCGAACAUUUCUGGGGAGACCUGAAAAUAGCUGUGCAGCGAUGCUCCCCAUCCAACCUGACAGAGCUUGAGAGGAUCUGAAGAGAAGAAUGGGAUAAACUCCCCCAAAUACAGGUGUGCCAAGCUUGUAGCGUCAUACCCAAGACGACUCAAGGCUGUAAUCUCUGCCAAAGGUGCUUCAACAAAGUACAGAGUAAAGGGUCUGACUUAUGUAAAUGUCAUAUUUCAGUUUUUAUUUUUAAUACAUUUACAAAUAUUCUAAACCAGUUUUUGCUUUGUAGGGUAUUGUGUGCAGAUUGAGGAGAAAAAAUACAUUUUAUAAUAAGGCUGUAAUGUAACAAAAAAUUUAAAAAGUUUAGGGUUCUGAAUACUUUCCGAAUGCACUGUAUAUCAUGGUCAUAAAGGCGUAUGAAGUAACAAGUUAUGGAGCAAACACAUAGGUUGUAAUAUGUAUGCACACAGGUGCUAUCACAAACGCUCUACACACAUGUACAUUGUAAUAUUGUUGUAUGGUGGUAUUAUACAUACAGUGCCUUGCGAAAGUAUUCGGCCCCCUUUAACUUUGCGACCUUUUGCCACAUUUCAGGCUUCAAACAUAAAGAUAUAAAACUGUAU
Messenger RNA from Oncorhynchus nerka (sockeye salmon), 4294 nucleotides. It is a transcript of the gene antkmt, whose product is annotated as adenine nucleotide translocase lysine methyltransferase. Lineage: Eukaryota; Metazoa; Chordata; Actinopteri; Salmoniformes; Salmonidae. The record is from RefSeq and is a predicted model, not a curated record. The transcript is spliced from 6 exons. Bases 109 to 774 code for a protein of 221 amino acids. Gene Ontology annotation, biological process: regulation of mitochondrial ATP synthesis coupled proton transport; positive regulation of proton-transporting ATP synthase activity, rotational mechanism; peptidyl-lysine trimethylation. Gene Ontology annotation, cellular component: mitochondrion. Gene Ontology annotation, molecular function: protein-lysine N-methyltransferase activity.